AUGUGGGCGCGGCGCGUUCCUCCUGCGUACCACCGACAUCCUUUGGCAGCAUUCUUGCGCAAGACUCGCGUCCCGAGACCAGCGCAAUUCUCCACAAAACCCACGACCAAAGCAAAAGGCACCUCUUCAGCUGUGCUGCUCCUCUUUGGCGCUGCGUUGGCAACCGGAUCGGUAGCCACGAUAGCCUGUCAAAAUGUUUUGGUCUGGAGCGAUAUGUCCAAGGCGCCCUCGGCUCCGCCCGAAGCACCCCGACGCGACCAGGUUCCAGACAUUGGAGGUCUUGGCUCAUCAGAGAGGUCGGAGCCCUCGCCUGCUAUUACGGCCGAAGAUGUCAAGGCCAAAUUGAACGAGUCUGCAUAUUCCUGCCUUGAUGGCAAUGUCCAGGGUGUUGCAAGGUACGACGGCGCCCAGCUCGGUUCCAAUCAGGUUUGCGAGGAUGCCUAUAUCCAUGGAAAGCUCCCAGAUCCAUUGACAAGGGGAGAGACGGAGAAUGACUGGAUGGCCUGGGGAGUGUUCGAUGGACAUAAUGGCUGGCAAACUUCCCAAGUACUUACACGACAGCUGCUACCAUACGUACGGCGAGCCCUAAGAGAGGCUGAGCCCGAGAACGGCGUGUUCACAGACGCAGCUGUUCACAGAGCCAUUGAAUCAGCCUUUGUGAGGUUGGAUGAUGAAUUGGUGAAAAGCGCCAUGGAAGUUACCGAGAGCAAUUUGUCGUACCCAGAAAAAGUCAAGCGGCUCGAGCCAGCCUAUUCCGGGGCAUGCGCCCUGCUCACAUUGUAUGACCCUUCCUCCCGAAAGCUCCACGUGGCUUCGACCGGUGACUGCCGCGCUGUAUUGGGGUACAAGACCGCAGAUGGGAACUGGGUAGCCAGACCUCUGACCAAGGACCAGACUGGCUCCAACGCCGACGAGAUUGCCAGACUCAGGGCACAGUUCCCAGACGAGCCCAACAUCUUCCGCAGCAGAGGUCGGAUCUAUGGCAUGCAGCCUUCCCGGUCAUUUGGCGACGGUGUCUAUAAGUGGAACAGGGAGCUUCGAGAACGACUCCGCACAGAGUAUAACGCUUACAGGGAGCCCGGAGAUGCACUGUAUCCAGGCUUUAAUGAUGGCCCGUAUCUAACUGCAUUGCCCGUUGUGACUACAAUAGAGUUACCCACGGGCAAUGCUCCGUCCUUCGUCAUCCAGGCCACUGAUGGCCUUUGGGAUACCAUGGGCAACCAGAACGCCGUUGACCUCGUCAGCAGAUGGUCUGAGCUGACGAUAAACGGAACGAAACCGGCAAUGAGCUUACCUCAAGUUGAUGCCGGACCAGUCAGGUUUGGUCGGUUUCGUUGCUGGUACUCGGAAGCCAGAGCGACCUACCAAGACUCAAAUGCUGCUGUACACUUAAUCCGGAAUGGUCUUGGUGGAGCGCAUGAAGAAAUGGUUUGCUCUGCGUUGAGUUUUGAACCGCCACUAUCAAGAUGGAUCCGAGAUGAUAUCACAGUACAAGUGAUGUUCUUUUCCUAG
Molecule: messenger RNA, 1512 nt
Organism: Pestalotiopsis fici W106-1
Lineage: Eukaryota; Fungi; Ascomycota; Sordariomycetes; Amphisphaeriales; Sporocadaceae
Exons: 1
Coding region: 1-1512 (503 amino acids)
Biological process (GO): protein dephosphorylation
Molecular function (GO): protein serine/threonine phosphatase activity
Source: RefSeq, a predicted model, not a curated record